Colossoma macropomum (tambaqui) is the source of this 599-nucleotide messenger RNA. It is a transcript of the gene fabp4b, whose product is annotated as fatty acid binding protein 4b. The record is from RefSeq and is a predicted model, not a curated record. NCBI's taxonomy places the organism in Eukaryota, Metazoa, Chordata, Actinopteri, Characiformes, Serrasalmidae. The coding region runs from base 32 to 433 and encodes 133 amino acids. Gene Ontology annotation, biological process: fatty acid transport. Gene Ontology annotation, cellular component: cytosol; nucleus. Gene Ontology annotation, molecular function: fatty acid binding. The transcript has 4 exons.
AGUGCACUUUCCUCAUAUUUAUAGUGUAAGGAUGGACCGGUUCAUGGGGACGUGGAAACUGACCUCGAGCGACAACUUUGACGAGUACAUGAAGGCAGUCGGUAUCGGCUUUGCCUCCAGGCAAAUCGCUAACAUGGCCAAGCCAAGCCUUUUAUUCAGCGUGGACGAUCAGGGGGUCUUCUCCAUGAAGUCCAUGACCACCUUCAAGACCGUGGAAAUAAAGUUCAAGCUGGACGAGGAAUUUGACGAGAUCACAGCAGACGACCGGCAGGCGAAGACUGUUAUGAGCCUGGUGGACGGUAAACUGGUUCAGACGCAGUCGUGGGAGGGAAAGAGCACGACACUCGAGAGGGAGAUUCAGGACGGGAAACUGAUAGUGAAGUGUGUCAUGGAUGACGUGGUGGCCGUGAGGACGUACGAGAGAGAAGAGUGACCCGCUGUUAAAGAACAGUGUCCCGACACACUCCGGUCAGACUGCGACAGCUCCACCGAUGAACGCUUUCAAACACUAAUUGUGAAUUCUGUUGAAGGCAGCACUGUUGUCUGUUCUCAUUGCUUUAUGAACGCUACAAAAGAGAAGAUGAAUAAAAAUCAAUAAA